This is a messenger RNA of Arabis nemorensis, 1983 nucleotides long. The record is from the annotation of a GenBank genome assembly. NCBI's taxonomy places the organism in Eukaryota, Viridiplantae, Streptophyta, Magnoliopsida, Brassicales, Brassicaceae.
AUGGGAGUUUUGCUCAGAGAAGCGUUGAGGUCCAUGUGCGUUAACAAUCAAUGGUCUUAUGCUGUUUUCUGGAAAAUCGGCUGCCAAAAUUCUAGCUUGCUGAUCUGGGAGGAAUGCUACAUGGAGACCACAUCGAGCUCACUUCCUCAAAGACUUUCUGGACUCGAUCUUGAUACACAAGGGAAUGAGAAAGUUCAUUUGCUUACAAACAGAAUGAUGUUGAACAAUCGAAUUAUUCUGGUAGGUGAAGGGUUAGUUGGCCGAGCUGCAUUUACCGGGCAUCAUCAAUGGAUUUUAUCAAACAGUUUCAACCGCAAUGUUCAUCCACCUGAGGUUAUUAAUGAGAUGCUUCUCCAGUUCUCUGCUGGUAUUCAGACCGUUGCAGUUUUUCCAGUUGUUCCUCAUGGCGUUGUUCAACUCGGUUCUUCUCUGCCUAUUAUGGAGAACUUGGGGUUUGUGAAUGAUGUGAAAGAUCUUAUCCUGCAACUUGGAUGCGUUCCUGGAGCUCUUUUAUCUGAAAAUUACAGAACGCAUGAACCUGCUGCUGAUUUUAUUGGAGUGCCUGUGUCCCGGAUAAUACCUUCUCAAGAAUACAAUAUCCUGCCAUCUUCUGCUUUCAUAGCUGAAACUAGCAAUCCACAGUUCAACUCUAGCGGAUCAUCAGAUCAUCGAAAUAAUCAAAUGGUUGACGAAGCGUCCUGUAGUUUUGUGGACGAACAGACCAAGCAUGCAAAUAUGGGAGAGAGACAACAAGGAGGAUGGCAAAACACGACGGGGUUCCUAGCAGCAGGGGAAGUAAUAGUACCUUCAAAUCCCGAGGCGUGGCUGAAUCAAAACUUCUCUUUUAUGUCUAAUGUGGAUGCAGCACAGCAACAAAUCCCAUGUGAAGACAUCAGUUCCAAAGGCUCGCUUGGGAGCGAUGGCUUGUUUGAUAUGUUGGGUUUGGAUGAUAAAAACAAAGGUUGGGGUGUUUCGCAGAUGAGAACAGAAGUACUCACUAGGGAGUUAUCAGACUUUAGGAUAAUACAAGAAAUGGAUUCUGACUUUGGUUCUUCGGGGUAUGAACCUUCAGGAACAGAUAAUCUGUUAGAUGCCGUGGUCUCAGGUGCUUGUUCCUCCACAAAACAGAUCUCAGAUGAUACUUCUGAGUCAUGUAAAACUACUGUGACCAAAGUUAGUAAUUCUUCGGUUACCAUGCCUUCUCACAAUAGCCCUCAAUGUAACCAGUUGUUUGAGAAGAAACAUGGGACACAUGUAGGGCCAUCAUCAGUUUACGGGUCUCAGAUCAGUUCUUGGGUUGAACAAGCACACAGCUUGAAGCGUGAGAGCAGUUCAAGAAUGAUGGAUAAGAAUGAAACUGCAAAACCAGCUAAUAACCGUAAAAGGCUUAAGCCAGGAGAGAAUCCAAGACAAAGGCCUAAAGAUCGCCAAAUGAUCCAAGAUCGUGUCAAGGAGUUGCGUGAAAUCAUCCCAAACGGUGCAAAAUGUAGCAUAGAUGCGCUCCUUGAACGCACAAUCAAGCAUAUGCUCUUCUUGCAAAAUGUCUCGAAGCAUGCUGAUAAGAUGAAACAAACCGGGGAAUCCAAGAUGAAGAAAGAUGAAGGUGGAGCAACAUGGGCUUUUGAAGUCGGAUCAAAGUCUCUGGUGUGUCCAAUUGUCGUAGAGGAUCUAAACCCGCCUCGCGUUUUCCAAGUUGAGAUGUUGUGCGAACAACGAGGAUUUUUUUUGGAAAUCGCGCAUUGGAUCAGAAGCUUAGGGUUAACGAUCUUGAAGGGUGUCAUCGAAACUCGAAUAGACAAGAUCUGGGCUUGCUUCACUGUUGAGGCGAAUCGAGAUGUGACGAGAAUGGAAAUAUUCAUGCAACUAGUGAAUAUUUUGGAGCAGACGAUGAAGUGUGGAGGAGGAAGCUCUAAGACUAUUUUGGAUGGUAUCAAAGCUACAUUGCCCAUUACCAAGUCGGUUACUGGUGGAUGUUCAAUGUAA